CCUAGCUAGGUCCAGGCGGCGCCUCCAUUCCAACUCCAGGGCGCGGAGAUGACCCGCCGCCGCAGCCCACGCCUCCAUCCCCAGAUCCCGGCCGGAAUGGCCGUCCGCCGCAGUCCGCGGCUCCUCUCCCAAACCCACACCAGCGAGGAUGGCUCCGGCAUAGCCCUCCGCCGCAGCCCGCGGCUCCACCCUCAGAUCCCCGUGAGUGCCAAGGGCGCCGGAGCGACCUGCCGACGCAGCUCGCGGCUCAACCCCGAAAUCUGCGUGGGUGAGGAGGUCUCUGGAGUGACCUACCGCCGCAGCCCGCGGCUCAAUCCCCAACUCCACACGAGCGAGGAGGGCGCCGGCCGCCGCACCACGCUGCUCCACCCCCAAGUCCACUCGAGCGAGGCGGGCUCCGGAAUUACACGCCGCCGCCGCCGCCGCGGCACCUCGCCGGCUGCGCCUGCCGCCCUGCCGGACGACGACGAUAUGCUCCGGGAGAUCCUCCUGCGCCUCCCGCCUCAGCCGUCCUCCCUCCCGCGCGCCUCCGCCGUCUGCAAACGCUGGCAACGCGUCACCACCGACCCCCGGCUCCUCAGCAGCUUCUCUGCCCACCACCGCAAGCCGCCCCUCCUCGGCUUCUUUGAGCCUGACUGCUACGACAUCGUGUUCACCUCGAUCAUGGACCCUCCCAACCGCAUCCCUCCCGUGAGGUUCGACACACGGCGUCAGAUCCGCAGCUUCCGGAAGGCCGAAGUGCUCGGUUGCCGCCACGGCCUCGUCCUCCUCCUGGCAGACUGGUUCAUUGUAUGAGACCCAAUCACCAGUGAGCAUCACCGCAUGGACGUUCCACUAGUGUUUGAAAUGUCAAACUACUUCUAUGGGGCUGUGCUCUCCGCUGCCGCUGACCAGGGCCAUAUGCACGGCAGCUGCCACUCGAGGCCCUUUAAUUUGGUCUUGAUGGCCCCGUGCCAAGGCUCCCAAAACGAUGGUCCACCCAUCGCUUGCGUAUACUCCUCGGAGACUGGACUAUGGGGCGAUCUGAUCUCAACAACAGAUCGAUGUGAGUUUGUUCAUUGUAAUCCUGGGAUCCUUGUUGGUAAUGUCCUUUACUGGUCAUCUAAGAGUGUGAGUGCCGAAUCAAAUUAUUUGGAUUUGGAUGAGCUCGCGGACGACAUAAUUGAGUUUGAUUUGGAUAGCCAGAGUCUUGCUUUGAUCAAGGGGCCUCGAGGACUGAAUUAUUCCACCACACAUCAGAUAAUCCAGUUAGAGGAUGGUGAUCUUGGUCUUGCCAUAUUGUCUCAUGGUAGAUUUGAAAUGUGGCAGAGGAAGGUCAGUUGUCAUGGUGGUGCUACAUGGUUCUUGCAGAAGACUGUUGAAAUACAUACUAUUCUUGGGCUCCCUCCUCAGGUGGAGGGAUCGAUGAGAGGGGUGGAAAUACUGGGGUAUGAUGAGGUUAAUGGUGUAAUGUUUUUAUUUGUGGACACCAAUGUCUACAUGCUUCAAGUGAUGUCAAUGCAAUCCAGGAAGCUUCAUCAAAGCCGUUAUGCCAAUAACUGUCAUCCUUUCACAAGUUUCUAUGGACCAGCCAUUCCUGAUGGAUACGGUGGAGCUGAAAUGCUGCAAGAUAUGUAGGAUGGCUGUCUGGUCUCAUGUGGUAAUAUGCUGGAAUGGUCCUAAAGGUGAAGUAGUCAAGGGUUGCUGUUGUCCCUAGUCCCUAGCGUUUUUUGUCGCGUUCCAUCAAUGUGGUCGGCAGUGUGUAUUUGUGUUGUGGAAGAACUUGCUGAACAUGCGCCUUCGUUAAG
Triticum aestivum (bread wheat) is the source of this 1787-nucleotide messenger RNA. RefSeq lists its product as uncharacterized. Gene Ontology annotation, molecular function: protein binding. The coding region runs from base 823 to 1617 and encodes 264 amino acids. NCBI's taxonomy places the organism in Eukaryota, Viridiplantae, Streptophyta, Magnoliopsida, Poales, Poaceae. The transcript is spliced from 3 exons. The record is from RefSeq and is a predicted model, not a curated record.